AUGAGGUUUAAUUGUUCUUUUUCAAUUUGUGUUGUACUCUUUGCGUACUUUGUAGUACCUCUCAUACUCUACUUCCCCCAUGCAAUUGCAACUACGGCUUCAGCCGGUGGUGGUGGUGGUUUCAAGAUACCGGUGAGUGACGGACCUACGGUAAAGAAAAGUUUGAGGUGGCCUUUAGUGUCGUCGGAGUUUGGUGAAAUCUCAGCCGUUAGGAUUAAUGAUGGGAGAAAUGGGUGCUACUACCUCCAUUUUAUUACCAUGGAGCCUCGCGCUUUGUUCCUGCCUGUUUAUCUUAAAUCAGAAAUGGUUUUCUAUGUCAACUCAGGCAGUGGAACCCUGAGUUGGAUCGACGUCGAGAAAUAUGACGAUAAAGUCCAGCAAGUGAAGUUGCAUAAUGGGGACAUCUACAGACUCACUCCUGGAACUGUUUUUUACUUGCAAAACAGCAUAAGAGACUCCAAGCACCAAUUACCGUUCCAAGAUCAGCCACAGAAACUUCAGAUUUACGCCAUUUUUUCCGAUUCAACCGACGAGCUACGACAUGAACAAUUUGAUGGAGCAUAUGUUGGUGUUCAAGAUCUGGUGCUAGGGUUUGACAACAAAGUCCUUCAAGAAACCCUCAGUGUGCCGGAGGAGGUGAUAGAGGAGCUAAGAGGAGGAGAAAGGCAACCACUAAUUGUGGAAGGACAACCGAAAGCAAAUGGCUCGAUAUGGGAAUUUGACACUACUCAGGUUAUCCGAACCCUUUUCCAAACAAAGAACGAUGACGACACCUUGGACGUCAAAAACGAUAAGGAGCCAUACAAUAUUUACAAGGCUGAUCAUGAUGUCGAAAAUUGCUACGGAUGGUGUGUAACCGUGACCAAGAAACAACUGGAUGUGUUAAAAGACUCCCUUUUUGGUGUAGUCAUGGUGAAUCUAACCAAGGGAGUGAUGAUGGGACCGCAUUGGAAUCCAAGUACUGCGGAAGUAGCGAUCGUAGUGCAUGGACAAGCAAUGAUUCAAGUGGUUUGUCCUAGCCUUGAGAAGGAAACAAUGUGCCAGAACUCAAAAUUCAAAGUUGAAGAAGGCGAUGUGUUUCUGGUGCCAAAGUAUCAUCCGAUGACUCAAAUAUCGUUCAAUAAUGACUCAUUUGUCUUCAUGGGGUUCACCUCCAACUUAGAAAAGAACAAUCCUCAAUAUCUAGCAGGGCAAUCGUCGAUUUUCAAAAUGUUGGAUAAAUGGGUGUUGGCAAAGUCUUUUGAUGUGAGCAACAUGACAAUUGAUCGAGUUUUGUUGGCUCAAAGAAAAUCAAUCAUCUUAGAAUGCACAUCGUGUGCUGAGUCCAUGGAAGAAGAAACCACCGGAGGAGAAGGAGAAACCACCGGAGGAGGAGGAGAAGGAGGAGGAGGAAGAGGUUGGGAAGGAGAACCUUCUAGAAAGGAAGAGAUGGAAAAGGAAGGAGAAUCAGGUAAAAGGGAAGAGGAAGAGAUAGGGUGGGAAGGAGAAACCACAGGAGGAGGAGGAGGAGGAGGAGGAGGAGAACUUUCAAGAACAGAAGAGAUGGAAAGGGAAGGAGAAUCGGGGGAAAGGGAAGAGGAAGAGAUGGGAUGGGAAGGAGAAAUGGCGGGAAAUAAGGAGGAAGAGAUGAGGAGGAGGGAGAGAGAGGCUGAGGCUGAGGCAGCGGCUAGGGGAGGAGGCGGCGGCAUGCAGCGUCGUUAA
Cynara cardunculus var. scolymus (artichoke) is the source of this 1701-nucleotide messenger RNA. Its product is annotated as vicilin-like seed storage protein At4g36700. The record is from RefSeq and is a predicted model, not a curated record. The transcript has 5 exons. Bases 1 to 1701 code for a protein of 566 amino acids. Lineage: Eukaryota; Viridiplantae; Streptophyta; Magnoliopsida; Asterales; Asteraceae.